GACACCCGCCAAGAAAACAAAGCAAAACAUAACUGCCUUCUCCUUCGCUCUCCCAACUGCACCUACUUGCAGCGGUUCCCUGUCGAAGUUGGCGACCUCACCUUCAUAUAUUUUCCCCUGAAAUGGAGCGUUGGAUUGCAAGAGCAACGCUGCUUCUCUUCUGCUUUCUCUGUUUUACAAGCGAGCGGAUGAGCGUGACCGGGACUCAGAUACUCUCGAAAUCGAAGCUUGACAAGUGCGAGAAGACUUCUGAAUCUGAUAGCCUCAACUGCACCAGAAAGAUAGUUCUCAACUUGGCCGUCCCCAGUGGUUCGAGCGGAGGGGAGGCGUCCCUUGUUGCAGAAAUAGUGGAGGCGGAAGAGAACUCGUCUAGCAAGAUGCAAACUCUGCGAGUUCCACCAGUGCUAACAAUCAAUAAGUCUUCUGCUUAUGCCCUUUACGAGCUUACCUACAUCAGAGAUGUUCCUUUUAAGCCCCAAGAGUACUUUGUCAAGACAAGGAAAUGUGAGCCUGACGCCGAUGCAAAAGUCGUGAAGAUAUGUGAGAGGUUGCGAGAUGAAGAUGGUCACAUUAUCGAGCAUACUCAGCCAAUUUGCUGUCCCUGUGGACCACGAAGACGAGUUCCAUCAUCAUGUGGAAAUGUCUUUGAUAAGAUGCUCAAGGGAAAGGCUAAUACUGCCCAUUGCCUCAGAUUUCCAGGUGACUGGUUCCAUGUAUUCGGUAUUGGACAAAGAUCGCUUGGAUUCAGUGUUCGGGUAGAAGUGAAAACAGGAAACAGAGUCUCGGAGGUUGUGGUGGGUCCUGAGAAUAGAACUGCGACUUCUAACGACAAUUUCCUAAGGGUGAACCUUAUUGGAGAUUUUGCCGGUUAUACGAAUAUUCCAUCAUUUGAGGAUUUCUACCUUGUCAUCCCAAGACAGGCGGCUCCAGGGCAACCACAAAAUCUCGGGGCAAACUUUUCGAUGUGGAUGCUGCUUGAGAGGGUCAGGUUUACCUUAGACGGCCUUGAAUGCAACAAAAUAGGCGUUGGUUAUGAGGCUUUUAACGGGCAGCCAAAUUUCUGUGCUUCACCUUUCUGGAGUUGCUUGCACAAUCAGCUGUCGAAUUUCUGGGAUGCUGAUCAGAACCGAGUGAGGAGAAAUCAGUUGCCGUUAUAUGGAGUUGAAGGAAGGCUUGAAAGGAUAAAUCAGCAUCCAAAUGCUGGGACCCAUUCCUUUUCUAUAGGAGUCACCGAAGUCCUGAACACGAACCUCUUGAUUGAGUUAAGUGCUGAUGAUAUCGAAUAUGUUUAUCAAAGGAGCCCUGGGAAAAUACUAAGUGUCACCAUCCCGACCUUCGAAGCCCUCAGCCAAUUUGGAGUCGCUACAGUCACGAUUCAGAACGUUGGCAAAGUGGAAGCAUCCUAUAGCUUAGUGUUUGAUUGCUCGAAAGGGAUCACCCUAACGGAGGAACAAUUUUUCAUAAUGAAGCCCAACGAAGUUCUGACUAGAUCGUUUAAACUGCACCCUACAACGGACCAAGCAGCAAAGUAUGUAUGUGCAGCUAUACUUAAGGACUCUGAUUUCAGUGAGGUCGAUAGAGCUGAAUGCCAGUUCAGUACCACUGCCACUGUCCUUGAUAACGGAACACAGAUUACUGCUUUUCAACCACCGAAGACCAGUGUUGGUUUCUUCGAUUCCAUAAAGAAGUUAUGGAACAGAAUAUGGGAGGCUGUGAUUGGCUUCAUCACGGGGAAAAGUUGCAGACGUGAGUGCUCUGGUUUUUUCGACUUCAGCUGCCACAUACAGUACAUAUGCAUGAGCUGGGUGCUAUUGUUCGGACUGCUUCUCGCGACUUUUCCAACAGUUCUAGUGCUGCUGUGGCUUCUACAUCAAAAGGGUUUCUUCGACCCACUUUACGACUGGUGGGAAGAUCAUUUUGAAGACAACAGUCAGGGAACGAGAAUCUCUCAUGCUCAUAGACAUGGGCACGGGCCUCACGGACAUCAUACUCACCACAAUAAGCGUCAUCACAGGGAAGGGAGGCACCACAAGAAUGAGAAAAGAAGGCACCAUCACAGAGAACAGGGACAUAUGGAUCGGGACCCGGAUUACUAUUACUAUCUCCACCAUGUUCAUAAAGAUAAGUUCAAGAACAGGCAUGGGAAGAGUUCAGGUUUCAUGGCCUUGGACGAGUUGGAGGAUGAGACUUUCGAACAUCACGAGGGGAGAAGAACGAGAAGAUCUUCAGAAGGAACAUCCAAACUGACCAGAGAGGAGAGAAUGAGGGAGCGGAUGUAAAGCUCUCUACAUCGACCUCAAACAAUCCAUAACUCCAUUUUCCAUCUGGCUCGUUCGAUUUUACGAGCCAUCUUUCCAAGUAUUAUGUCAUUUUUCUCGCAAAAGUAAAAUGUCAUGUAUUAAGUACGCUAUAAAGUUGGUGGCUGGUGUACGGUCAUUUGCCUCUGAAUUUCCUUUUUCCAA
This is a messenger RNA of Punica granatum (pomegranate), 2462 nucleotides long. NCBI's taxonomy places the organism in Eukaryota, Viridiplantae, Streptophyta, Magnoliopsida, Myrtales, Lythraceae. The record is from RefSeq and is a predicted model, not a curated record.